Molecule: messenger RNA, 3931 nt
Organism: Ictalurus punctatus (channel catfish)
Lineage: Eukaryota; Metazoa; Chordata; Actinopteri; Siluriformes; Ictaluridae
Gene: map7b
Product: microtubule-associated protein 7b
Exons: 19
Coding region: 388-2742 (784 amino acids)
Biological process (GO): microtubule cytoskeleton organization
Cellular component (GO): microtubule cytoskeleton
Source: RefSeq, a predicted model, not a curated record
GAGAUCGAACUUUCAAAUGAUUGUGCAUGCUUUAUUUUGUGUCCUGUAUUUUAUUCAUUGUAUUUUUAAUUGAUAUUUGAAACUGUUCAUUAGAUGAAACUACAUACGAGUUGACUAUUUUGGGAGGGAAAAAACCGGCUCUGUUUUUCUGUAUCUUUCAAAUCCAUCAAUAUAGAUCAGCUGUGUUUUUUUUAUAUGUAUUUUUGCAAUUAUUUUGAAACGCAUUUUAUUUAUAUAACUAAUUAGAUUGAUCAGGGUUUAAACUGACCUGCCCUUUUUUCUUUUUUUCUUUUUUUUUUUUACACCUGUCCGCUAGGCGCGCGCGGACCUGCUGAUGACCGACUCCGCGCUCGCGCCCCGUAAUCCUUUCCCGUGACGUCGCGAGAAAUGGCGGAGCGCGAGGAAAGCUACGUCUGUCGGAGUUCCAGCCAAGACUCAGACUUCCAUCACAGAGGCGACGAGAAGAAACCUUUAAGUCGGCCAGAUUCGACAGUCUCUGCUCACAACACGUACAUUAUAUCCAGCUCUGCAGACGUACACAACGCUGGAAGACCAGAGCCUCUGGUGCUGAAACCUGAUGAGAGACAGAAACUCGCUCGAGAGAGGAGGGAGGAGAGAGAGAAACAGAACGCUGUGCUAAAGGCUCAGUUGUUUGAGCGUGAGGAGCGGGCGAGGCUGUACUAUGAGAAGCAGCUGGAGGACAGGAGGAGGCGUCUGGAGGAGCAAAGGCUUAAGGAGGAGAGGAGGCGCGUGGCCGUGGAGGAGAAACGACGGCAGAAGCUAGAGGAGGAGAAGGCUCGGUAUGAGGCAGUGGUGAGAAGGACUCUGGAAAAGAGUCAGCGAGUCCGGCCGAAGCAGAACCGCUGGAGCUGGGGAGCAACCCUACCCUCCAGCACCUCGCACAACACUGAUGCUGACAGAAGGUCAGUCUCCACCAUGAAUCUGUCCAAGCACAUAGACCCAGUCAUAAACAAACGUCUUUCGUCAUCUUCUGCCACACUGUUAAACUCGCCAGACCGAGGCUUACAGAAGCAGACGUCCCUCUCCUCCUCUUGCUUAGUAAAUAAAGUUCCAUCUAAAGCUCGAGUGUCCAGAGAGAAGAUCCACCGCGACAGACAUGCAGGUAUGCGUCGUAUGCCUCUAACCCCGUGGGAGAACAACGUAAUCAGUCGCUUACAGACACCAACGCACUCGUACCUGGCUCGAAGUCGUAGUGCUGUAUCUCUGUCUGGAGAUGCAGUGACCCCCGUUUGUCCUCGCUCAGCCUCCUGUCACCAUGCGAGCUCACUGUCCUUCAAGGCCCCACAGUCACGCAGCGGCGAGCGACCAAUCCGAGCCGGCCUCAGCCUCGAGCGAGCGGUCAGGGCCGGGCCGGAGGCCAACCCAUGCAGGAAGGCAUCCCAUCAUAUGCUGAUUGAUAGGAAGGAUAAGGACUACGUGCGCAAGUCCUGGAGUAAUCUGUCCUGUCCUCCUCCAACUCUGAGCCUCCCCACCACCAAGAGAGCGCCCUCUCCUGGCGGCCAGCGUGCUAAACUCAGCCAGCAGUCAUCUGCCAGGAGUUCCACGAAACCAUCUCCGAAGUCUCCCAUGUCCAAAAGAUCCAGGUCUCCUCCUCCGCCAUCUUCCCUGCCCUUUUCUCCUAGCAACCCUUCCCUGUUGCCUGGUAACCUGCGACCCAGCCGGGUGACGCCAGAGAGCCCGAGAGCGAGUCCUCUGGAGGAUGAGAAGGACCGAAAGAAGAACGAGGAGGUCAAGAGAGAAGAGACGCGGCGCAGCAGGGAAGAGGACGAGGAGGAAGAACAAGAGAAGAGGGAGAAACGCGGAAGUCCUGCUAAAGCAGCAGCUGAAAUCUCCACACGUAAAGAGUCCAAUGGUGUAGAGAGGGUGUCGAGUCCUCCAGCGGGCAGACCCAGUACAGGAACCACAGACCCAGAGGAGGCGUCUCGACUGCUAGCUGAGAAACGACGGCAGGCCAGAGAACAGAGGGAGAAAGAGGAGGAGGAGAAGAAGCAGCAGGAGGAGGCCGAGAGACGACACAGAGAGGAGAUGGCACAGAGGAUAGCUGAGGAGAGAGCGAAACGAGAAGAGGAGGCCCAGCGUCUGGCUGAAGAGAAAAAACGCAAGGAGGAAGAAGAGAGACAAUUAGAAGAGGAGAGACUGCAGAGAGAGAAAGAGGAAGAAGCAGAACGCCUGCAGAGACAGAAAGAGGAAGAGGAGGCUCGUCAGCGUGAGGAAGCAGAGCGUUUGCGUCAGGAGAGAGAGAAACACUUCCAGAAAGAGGAGGCUGAGAGACUCGAGAGGAAAAAGCGUCUCGAGGAGAUCAUGAAACGCACACGCCGUUCAGAUCAGAAAAGCCCCGGUCAGAGGAACGGAGAUGUGAGUCAGCAGUCUCAGGACACGGAAAACGUGGUCUCUGGGAUCCCCUCAAUCACUGUAUCGGCUCCACAAAUCCCUGACUCCACACAGCGCAGUGACAGCAACGGCCACACACUGCCCCCUGCUGGACACGACAUUAGCACCGAAGCCCAGCUUCAAGAAAACGGCGUCGUCAUGGAGACCCCGGCCUUUGAGGAAGUGAUCGAGGUGCCCAUGGUGAGCAAACUGUCCCGUCAGGAGGGCGACGGAGAGGAAGAGGACGAGAGGAGGAAGACGCCGCAGCUGGCUUUCAGCGAGAACGGAAGCACACAUGACCUUAGCACAUGGGACCAAAGCCAAGUCCGGGACCACGCAGGUGAUGUCUGAAACCCUCAGAGAGCAUGAUGGGAAACAAAGUGUGACUGCUACCCGCUCGGUUUCUUCUCCCUUUACAUGUUAUCCACUUAGACACUUGGUUAUCUGAGGAGAAAGUAACUGUAACACACUUCUCAAGUUGUGGACAGUCAUCCUUGUGCUUCCUGUAAUGCAGCUCGUACCUACCGAUUCCCCACGCCCCACCCCUCUAACACUAAAGUGGCAUGUUCCAGGAACAUCGAGGCUCGGUCGAUUAAACGUGCUGUUCGCGUGUAUGUGGGAAGAUCUUUGGAUUUGAAAUCAGCUGUAAAGUCUGAUCUAAUACUUGAAGUUUUUAGGUUUUUUUUGGUUCGUUUGUUUGUGUUGAGGUCAAAUUCAGUGACGUGCUAACCGUAGCAAGGGUGCCGGAUGACCCGAUGUCCUUUUGAAAUGUUCCGAAACAUUCUGGGACUCGUUUUCUGUGCAGAGUAAACCAGGCAUGUCGUGUAACACUGAACACAUCGUGACUUUUACAAGAAUGAAGAAAUAGUAUUUUCCUACUUGUUUAUAAAGCUUUAAUAUACAUUUGCUUCAUCGUGACCGUGUUGCACUGGGGAUGAGUCGUCUUAAUGGAGAUGCACCGAAAUUUGAAGUGAAAAUUCUUGGCCAAAAUAAGGCCCCUUUUUGCACUUUUUGCCCCCUUAACACUUUUCCUGAAAGAGUUCAAAAUGCAGAGAAACUUGUUUCAUUAAUACUCUAAUGUACAGUAUUUCCGUGUUAUGUCCUCUGAUCAGAUGUUUGGAGUAAGAUCCUGUUGAAAGCACAAACGUCAUUAUUAUUAAUAAUAAUAAUAAUAAUAAUAAUAUAUUUGGCAGUAGGGUGUACGGUGGCUUAAUAGUUAGCAUGUUUUGCCUCACCCCUCCAGGGUUUGGGGUUCGACUCCCGCCUCCGCCCUGCGUGCGUGGAGUUUGCAUGUUCACCCCGUGCUUCACGGGGUUCCUCUGGGUAUUCCUGCUUCCUCCCUCAGUCCAAAGACGUACGUUGUAGGCUGAUUGCCAUCUCUAAAUUGUCCGUGUGUGUGAUUGAGCCCUGCGAUGGGUUGGCACCACGUUCCCUGAUGUAGGCUCCAGGCUCCCCGUGACCCUGUGUUGGAUAAGCGGUAUGGGAACAUAGAUGGAUGAUGGAUGUUUGGCAAAUGCUCCAAUAAAACCAGAUAAAAACA